This is a messenger RNA of Penicillium brevicompactum, 1692 nucleotides long. RefSeq names its product MFS transporter. Bases 1 to 1692 code for a protein of 563 amino acids. NCBI's taxonomy places the organism in Eukaryota, Fungi, Ascomycota, Eurotiomycetes, Eurotiales, Aspergillaceae. Gene Ontology annotation, molecular function: spermine transmembrane transporter activity. The transcript has a single exon. Gene Ontology annotation, cellular component: fungal-type vacuole membrane. The record is from RefSeq and is a predicted model, not a curated record. Gene Ontology annotation, biological process: spermine transport; transmembrane transport.
AUGUCCCCACCAAUAUCAAAAAACCCCCUAGAAAGGCCCGAGCCUACCCAUCCCCAACAUCCAAGUGUUGAAACGGAGGAAAGCCUGCGCAACCUAGGCAUUUCAGAGAGCCACACGCUCGACUAUAACUACCCAACCGUCGGGCAUGAUUCAAAUCCAGUUUUUCCCGAAGAAUAUACCAUCGAAACCAACACCGGACUUGUCCCUCAAAAAACCCUUGACCGGGUCCGAUCUCAUGGCUCGGCUUCAUCCACCCAGCUCGGCACACCCGCCAACGAACUGGACGCAGAUAUUGAAAAGGGAGGAAAUGGACCGAUAGAGUUUGUCACAUUCACAGUCAAUGACCCAGAGCAUCCUUACAACUGGUCUCGCGCGUACCGAUGGUACAUCACGAUGGUCGCUUCUACUCUAGUCGUCUGCGUCGCAUUCGGCUCAUCAGUCGUCACCGGAGGACUAGGUCUGAUUGAGGACCAAUACAAAGUUUCCUUGGAAGUCGCGAUCCUGACAUGUUCGAUCAUGGUCUGUGGCUUCGCCGUCGGCCCGCUGCUAUGGUCCCCGUUGUCUGAAAUCAUCGGACGCAGACCCGUCUACAUAAUCUCAUUGUUCCUAUACACCGUCUUCAACAUCCCUUGCGCCCUCUCACCCAACAUCGGUGGUCUUCUCGUUUGCCGAUUUCUGUGCGGUGUUUUCUCGAGCUCGGGACUUUCCCUAGCAGGUGGCACAAUAGCCGAUAUCUGGAGCAUUGAAGAGCGAGGUAUGGCGAUCGCUUACUUUGCCGCGGCGCCUUACUGUGGCCCAGUUCUCGGCCCAAUUGUUUCUGGCUGGAUCAAUGUCGGAUCUGGUCGUCUGGAUCUAUUUUUCUGGGUGAACCUUGCUUUCGCCGGCCUAAUCAUGGUUCUCGUCGGCCUGGUACCGGAGACCUAUGCACCUGUCAUUCUGAAGCGUCGUGCUGCUCGCUUGCGCAAAGAAACUGGAAACCCUAACAUCAUCACCGAGAUGGAAAGGACAAAGCCUACUUUCCGUGAUAUCGCACGCACAAGUUUGAUUCGGCCCAUCACGAUGAUCAUGACGGAACCAGUUCUUGACCUUAUGUGCAUGUAUAUUGUGCUCAUCUAUGCGAUGCUUUAUGCCUUCUUCUUCGCAUACCCGGUCAUCUUCGGAGAUCUCUACGGAUACAAUGAUGGUCAGAUUGGACUGAUGUUCAUACCUAUUCUCAUUGGCGCUGCUUUCGCCCUUGUCGCGACUCCGGUCUUUGAGAAACAGUUCCGAAAAAUUUGCAGCGCCAGGUCUCCGACCCCUGAAGAUCGACUUCUUGCGGCACUCGUCGGAGCGCCUUUCAUUACGAUCGCAUUUUUCAUCCUUGGUGCUACUUCUUAUAAGCACAUCAUCUGGGUAGGACCUGCUUCGUCUGGAAUUGCGUUUGGUUUCGGCAUGGUCCUGUGCUAUUAUGCUGUGAACAAUUACAUCAUCGACUCUUACCAGAAGUACGCGGCUUCUGCGCUGGCGGCCAAGGUCUUUCUGCGAUCCGGCGGUGGUGCUGCAUUCCCCUUGUUUACUACACAGAUGUAUGACCGUCUUGGUUUGCAAUGGGCCUCUUGGUUGCUGGCUUUCAUUGGUCUCGCCAUGGUAUUGAUCCCAUAUGUGUUUUGGAUGUUUGGCGCCAAGUUGCGGGCCAAGUAUAGCCGGGAGUAA